Rangifer tarandus platyrhynchus (Svalbard reindeer) is the source of this 14280-nucleotide messenger RNA. Lineage: Eukaryota; Metazoa; Chordata; Mammalia; Artiodactyla; Cervidae. The record is from the annotation of a GenBank genome assembly.
AUGCCUCACAUCCCGCUGACACCUCAAGAGGCACACGGAGUUCAUUGCUUCAAAAGGCUCAAGACGUAUGCCAACUUUCCAGAAGCACCUCAGGAGGAGGCUCCUCUCACCAAUAGGCUCAAGACGUAUGCCAACUUUCCAGAAGCACCUCAGGAGGAGGCUCCUCUCACCAAUAGGCUCAAGACGUAUGCCAACUUUCCAGAAGCACCUCAGGAGGAGGCUUCUCUCAGCAAUAGGCUCAAGACGUAUGCCAACUUUCCAGAAGCACCUCAGGAGGAGGCUUCUCUCAGCAAUAGGCUCAAGACGUAUGCCAACUUUCCAGAAGCACCUCAGGAGGAGGCUUCUCUCAGCAAUAGGCUCAAGACGUAUGCCAACUUUCCAGAAGCACCUCAGGAGGAGGCUUCUCUCAGCAAUAGGCUCAAGACGUAUGCCAACUUUCCAGAAGCACCUCAGGAGGAGGCUUCUCUCAGCAAUAGGCUCAAGACGUAUGCCAACUUUCCAGAAGCACCUCAGGAGGAGGCUUCUCUCAGCAAUAGGCUCAAGACGUAUGCCAACUUUCCAGAAGCACCUCAGGAGGAGGCUCCUCUCACCAAUAGGCUCAAGACGUAUGCCAACUUUCCAGAAGCACCUCAGGAGGAGGCUUCUCUCAGCAAUAGGCUCAAGACGUAUGCCAACUUUCCAGAAGCACCUCAGGAGGAGGCUUCUCUCAGCAAUAGGCUCAAGACGUAUGCCAACUUUCCAGAAGCACCUCAGGAGGAGGCUUCUCUCAGCAAUAGGCUCAAGACGUAUGCCAACUUUCCAGAAGCACCUCAGGAGGAGGCUUCUCUCAGCAAUAGGCUCAAGACGUAUGCGAACUUUCCAGAAGCACCUCAGGAGGAGGCUUCUCUCAGCAAUAGGCUCAAGACGUAUGCCAACUUUCCAGAAGCACCUCAGGAGGAGGCUUCUCUCAGCAAUAGGCUCAAGACGUAUGCCAACUUUCCAGAAGCACCUCAGGAGGAGGCUUCUCUCAGCAAUAGGCUCAAGACGUAUGCCAACUUUCCAGAAGCACCUCAGGAGGAGGCUUCUCUCAGCAAUAGGCUCAAGACGUAUGCCAACUUUCCAGAAGCACCUCAGGAGGAGGCUCCUCUCACCAAUAGGCUCAAGACGUAUGCCAACUUUCCAGAAGCACCUCAGGAGGAGGCUUCUCUCAGCAAUAGGCUCAAGACGUAUGCCAACUUUCCAGAAGCACCUCAGGAGGAGGCUUCUCUCAGCAAUAGGCUCAAGACGUAUGCGAACUUUCCAGAAGCACCUCAGGAGGAGGCUUCUCUCAGCAAUAGGCUCAAGACGUAUGCCAACUUUCCAGAAGCACCUCAGGAGGAGGCUUCUCUCAGCAAUAGGCUCAAGACGUAUGCCAACUUUCCAGAAGCACCUCAGGAGGAGGCUUCUCUCAGCAAUAGGCUCAAGACGUAUGCCAACUUUCCAGAAGCACCUCAGGAGGAGGCUUCUCUCAGCAAUAGGCUCAAGACGUAUGCCAACUUUCCAGAAGCACCUCAGGAGGAGGCUCCUCUCACCAAUAGGCUCAAGACGUAUGCCAACUUUCCAGAAGCACCUCAGGAGGAGGCUUCUCUCAGCAAUAGGCUCAAGACGUAUGCCAACUUUCCAGAAGCACCUCAGGAGGAGGCUUCUCUCAGCAAUAGGCUCAAGACGUAUGCCAACUUUCCAGAAGCACCUCAGGAGGAGGCUUCUCUCAGCAAUAGGCUCAAGACGUAUGCCAACUUUCCAGAAGCACCUCAGGAGGAGGCUUCUCUCAGCAAUAGGCUCAAGACGUAUGCCAACUUUCCAGAAGCACCUCAGGAGGAGGCUUCUCUCAGCAAUAGGCUCAAGACGUAUGCCAACUUUCCAGAAGCACCUCAGGAGGAGGCUUCUCUCAGCAAUAGGCUCAAGACGUAUGCCAACUUUCCAGAAGCACCUCAGGAGGAGGCUUCUCUCAGCAAUAGGCUCAAGACGUAUGCCAACUUUCCAGAAGCACCUCAGGAGGAGGCUUCUCUCAGCAAUAGGCUCAAGACGUAUGCCAACUUUCCAGAAGCACCUCAGGAGGAGGCUCCUCUCACCAAUAGGCUCAAGACGUAUGCCAACUUUCCAGAAGCACCUCAGGAGGAGGCUCCUCUCACCAAUAGGCUCAAGACGUAUGCCAACUUUCCAGAAGCACCUCAGGAAGAGGCUUCUCUCAGCAAUAGGCUCAAGACGUAUGCCAACUUUCCAGAAGCACCUCAGGAAGAGGCUUCUCUCAGCAAUAGGCUCAAGACGUAUGCCAACUUUCCAGAAGCACCUCAGGAGGAGGCUUCUCUCAGCAAUAGGCUCAAGACGUAUGCCAACUUUCCAGAAGCACCUCAGGAGGAGGCUUCUCUCAGCAAUAGGCUCAAGACGUAUGCCAACUUUCCAGAAGCACCUCAGGAGGAGGCUCCUCUCACCAAUAGGCUCAAGACGUAUGCCAACUUUCCAGAAGCACCUCAGGAAGAGGCUUCUCUCAGCAAUAGGCUCAAGACGUAUGCCAACUUUCCAGAAGCACCUCAGGAAGAGGCUUCUCUCAGCAAUAGGCUCAAGACGUAUGCCAACUUUCCAGAAGCACCUCAGGAGGAGGCUUCUCUCAGCAAUAGGCUCAAGACGUAUGCCAACUUUCCAGAAGCACCUCAGGAGGAGGCUUCUCUCAGCAAUAGGCUCAAGACGUAUGCCAACUUUCCAGAAGCACCUCAGGAGGAGGCUCCUCUCACCAAUAGGCUCAAGACGUAUGCCAACUUUCCAGAAGCACCUCAGGAGGAGGCUUCUCUCAGCAAUAGGCUCAAGACGUAUGCCAACUUUCCAGAAGCACCUCAGGAGGAGGCUUCUCUCAGCAAUAGGCUCAAGACGUAUGCCAACUUUCCAGAAGCACCUCAGGAGGAGGCUUCUCUCAGCAAUAGGCUCAAGACGUAUGCCAACUUUCCAGAAGCACCUCAGGAAGAGGCUCCUCUCACCAAUAGGCUCAAGACGUAUGCCAACUUUCCAGAAGCACCUCAGGAGGAGGCUUCUCUCAGCAAUAGGCUCAAGACGUAUGCCAACUUUCCAGAAGCACCUCAGGAGGAGGCUUCUCUCAGCAAUAGGCUCAAGACGUAUGCCAACUUUCCAGAAGCACCUCAGGAAGAGGCUCCUCUCACCAAUAGGCUCAAGACGUAUGCCAACUUUCCAGAAGCACCUCAGGAGGAGGCUUCUCUCAGCAAUAGGCUCAAGACGUAUGCCAACUUUCCAGAAGCACCUCAGGAGGAGGCUUCUCUCAGCAAAAGGCUCAAGACGUAUGCCAACUUUCCAGAAGCACCUCAGGAGGAGGCUUCUCUCAGCAAUAGGCUCAAGACGUAUGCCAACUUUCCAGAAGCACCUCAGGAGGAGGCUUCUCUCAGCAAUAGGCUCAAGACGUAUGCCAACUUUCCAGAAGCACCUCAGGAGGAGGCUUCUCUCAGCAAUAGGCUCAAGACGUAUGCCAACUUUCCAGAAGCACCUCAGGAGGAGGCUUCUCUCAGCAAUAGGCUCAAGACGUAUGCCAACUUUCCAGAAGCACCUCAGGAGGAGGCUUCUCUCAGCAAUAGGCUCAAGACGUAUGCCAACUUUCCAGAAGCACCUCAGGAGGAGGCUUCUCUCAGCAAUAGGCUCAAGACGUAUGCCAACUUUCCAGAAGCACCUCAGGAGGAGGCUUCUCUCAGCAAUAGGCUCAAGACGUAUGCCAACUUUCCAGAAGCACCUCAGGAGGAGGCUUCUCUCAGCAAUAGGCUCAAGACGUAUGCCAACUUUCCAGAAGCACCUCAGGAGGAGGCUUCUCUCAGCAAUAGGCUCAAGACGUAUGCCAACUUUCCAGAAGCACCUCAGGAGGAGGCUUCUCUCAGCAAUAGGCUCAAGACGUAUGCCAACUUUCCAGAAGCACCUCAGGAGGAGGCUUCUCUCAGCAAUAGGCUCAAGACGUAUGCCAACUUUCCAGAAGCACCUCAGGAGGAGGCUUCUCUCAGCAAUAGGCUCAAGACGUAUGCCAACUUUCCAGAAGCACCUCAGGAGGAGGCUUCUCUCAGCAAUAGGCUCAAGACGUAUGCCAACUUUCCAGAAGCACCUCAGGAGGAGGCUUCUCUCAGCAAUAGGCUCAAGACGUAUGCCAACUUUCCAGAAGCACCUCAGGAGGAGGCUUCUCUCAGCAAUAGGCUCAAGACGUAUGCCAACUUUCCAGAAGCACCUCAGGAGGAGGCUUCUCUCAGCAAUAGGCUCAAGACGUAUGCCAACUUUCCAGAAGCACCUCAGGAGGAGGCUUCUCUCAGCAAUAGGCUCAAGACGUAUGCCAACUUUCCAGAAGCACCUCAGGAGGAGGUUUCUCUCAGCAAUAGGCUCAAGACGUAUGCCAACUUUCCAGGAGCACCUCAGGAGGAGGCUUCUCUCAGCAAUAGGCUCAAGACGUAUGCCAACUUUCCAGAAGCACCUCAGGAGGAGGCUCCUCUCACCAAUAGGCUCAAGACGUAUGCCAACUUUCCAGAAGCACCUCAGGAGGAGGCUCCUCUCACCAAUAGGCUCAAGACGUAUGCCAACUUUCCAGAAGCACCUCAGGAAGAGGCUUCUCUCAGCAAUAGGCUCAAGACGUAUGCCAACUUUCCAGAAGCACCUCAGGAGGAGGCUUCUCUCAGCAAUAGGCUCAAGACGUAUGCCAACUUUCCAGAAGCACCUCAGGAAGAGGCUUCUCUCAGCAAUAGGCUCAAGACGUAUGCCAACUUUCCAGAAGCACCUCAGGAGGAGGCUUCUCUCAGCAAUAGGCUCAAGACGUAUGCCAACUUUCCAGAAGCACCUCAGGAGGAGGCUUCUCUCAGCAAUAGGCUCAAGACGUAUGCCAACUUUCCAGAAGCACCUCAGGAGGAGGCUUCUCUCAGCAAUAGGCUCAAGACGUAUGCCAACUUUCCAGAAGCACCUCAGGAGGAGGCUUCUCUCAGCAAUAGGCUCAAGACGUAUGCCAACUUUCCAGAAGCACCUCAGGAGGAGGCUUCUCUCAGGAAUAGGCUCAAGACGUAUGCCAACUUUCCAGAAGCACCUCAGGAGGAGGCUUCUCUCAGCAAUAGGCUCAAGACGUAUGCCAACUUUCCAGAAGCACCUCAGGAGGAGGCUUCUCUCAGCAAUAGGCUCAAGACGUAUGCCAACUUUCCAGAAGCACCUCAGGAGGAGGCUUCUCUCAGCAAUAGGCUCAAGACGUAUGCCAACUUUCCAGAAGCACCUCAGGAGGAGGCUUCUCUCAGCAAUAGGCUCAAGACGUAUGCCAACUUUCCAGAAGCACCUCAGGAGGAGGCUUCUCUCAGCAAUAGGCUCAAGACGUAUGCCAACUUUCCAGAAGCACCUCAGGAGGAGGCUUCUCUCAGCAAUAGGCUCAAGACGUAUGCCAACCUUCCAGAAGCACCUCAGGAGGAGGCUUCUCUCAGCAAUAGGCUCAAGACGUAUGCCAACUUUCCAGAAGCACCUCAGGAGGAGGCUUCUCUCAGCAAUAGGCUCAAGACGUAUGCCAACUUUCCAGAAGCACCUCAGGAGGAGGCUUCUCUCAGCAAUAGGCUCAAGACGUAUGCCAACUUUCCAGAAGCACCUCAGGAGGAGGCUUCUCUCAGCAAUAGGCUCAAGACGUAUGCCAACUUUCCAGAAGCACCUCAGGAGGAGGCUUCUCUCAGCAAUAGGCUCAAGACGUAUGCCAACUUUCCAGAAGCACCUCAGGAGGAGGCUUCUCUCAGCAAUAGGCUCAAGACGUAUGCCAACUUUCCAGAAGCACCUCAGGAGGAGGCUUCUCUCAGCAAUAGGCUCAAGACGUAUGCCAACCUUCCAGAAGCACCUCAGGAGGAGGCUUCUCUCAGCAAUAGGCUCAAGACGUAUGCCAACUUUCCAGAAGCACCUCAGGAGGAGGCUUCUCUCAGCAAUAGGCUCAAGACGUAUGCCAACCUUCCAGAAGCACCUCAGGAGGAGGCUUCUCUCAGCAAUAGGCUCAAGACGUAUGCCAACUUUCCAGAAGCACCUCAGGAGGAGGCUUCUCUCAGCAAUAGGCUCAAGACGUAUGCCAACCUUCCAGAAGCACCUCAGGAGGAGGCUUCUCUCAGCAAUAGGCUCAAGACGUAUGCCAACUUUCCAGAAGCACCUCAGGAGGAGGCUUCUCUCAGCAAUAGGAUCAAGACGUAUGCCAACUUUCCAGAAGCACCUCAGGAGGAGGCUUCUCUCAGCAAUAGGCUCAAGACGUAUGCCAACUUUCCAGAAGCAUAUCAGGAGGAGGCUUCUCUCAGCAAUAGGCUCAAGACGUAUGCCAACUUUCCAGAAGCACCUCAGGAGGAGGCUUCUCUCAGCAAUAGGCUCAAGACGUAUGCCAACUUUCCAGAAGCACCUCAGGAGGAGGCUUCUCUCAGCAAUAGGCUCAAGACGUAUGCCAACUUUCCAGAAGCACCUCAGGAGGAGGCUUCUCUCAGCAAUAGGCUCAAGACGUAUGCCAACUUUCCAGAAGCACCUCAGGAGGAGGCUUCUCUCAGCAAUAGGAUCAAGACGUAUGCCAACUUUCCAGAAGCACCUCAGGAGGAGGCUUCUCUCAGCAAUAGGCUCAAGACGUAUGCCAACUUUCCAGAAACACCUCAGGAGGAGGCUUCUCUCAGCAAUAGGAUCAAGACGUAUGCCAACUUUCCAGAAGCACCUCAGGAGGAGGCUUCUCUCAGCAAUAGGCUCAAGACGUAUGCCAACUUUCCAGAAGCAUAUCAGGAGGAGGCUUCUCUCAGCAAUAGGCUCAAGACGUAUGCCAACUUUCCAGAAGCACCUCAGGAGGAGGCUUCUCUCAGCAAUAGGCUCAAGACGUAUGCCAACUUUCCAGAAGCACCUCAGGAGGAGGCUUCUCUCAGCAAUAGGCUCAAGACGUAUGCCAACUUUCCAGAAGCACCUCAGGAGGAGGCUUCUCUCAGCAAUAGGCUCAAGACGUAUGCCAACUUUCCAGAAGCACCUCAGGAGGAGGCUUCUCUCAGCAAUAGGCUCAAGACGUAUGCCAACUUUCCAGAAGCACCUCAGGAGGAGGCUUCUCUCAGCAAUAGGCUCAAGACGUAUGCCAACUUUCCAGAAGCACCUCAGGAGGAGGCUUCUCUCAGCAAUAGGCUCAAGACUUAUGCCAACUUUCCAGAAGCACCUCAGGAGGAGGCUUCUCUCAGCAAUAGGCUCAAGACGUAUGCCAACUUUCCAGAAGCACCUCAGGAGGAGGCUUCUCUCAGCAAUAGGCUCAAGACGUAUGCCAACUUUCCAGAAGCACCUCAGGAGGAGGCUUCUCUCAGCAAUAGGCUCAAGACGUAUGCCAACUUUCCAGAAGCACCUCAGGAGGAGGCUUCUCUCAGCAAUAGGCUCAAGACGUAUGCCAACUUUCCAGAAGCACCUCAGGAGGAGGCUUCUCUCAGCAAUAGGCUCAAGACGUAUGCCAACUUUCCAGAAGCACCUCAGGAGGAGGCUUCUCUCAGCAAUAGGCUCAAGACGUAUGCCAACUUUCCAGAAGCACCUCAGGAGGAGGCUUCUCUCAGCAAUAGGCUCAAGACGUAUGCCAACUUUCCAGAAGCACCUCAGGAGGAGGCUUCUCUCAGCAAUAGGCUCAAGACUUAUGCCAACUUUCCAGAAGCACCUCAGGAGGAGGCUUCUCUCAGCAAUAGGCUCAAGACGUAUGCCAACUUUCCAGAAGCACCUCAGGAGGAGGCUUCUCCCAGCAAUAGGCUCAAGACGUAUGCCAACUUUCCAGAAGCACCUCAGGAGGAGGCUUCUCCCAGCAAUAGGCUCAAGACGUAUGCCAACUUUCCAGAAGCACCUCAGGAGGAGGCUUCUCCCAGCAAUAGGCUCAAGACGUAUGCCAACUUUCCAGAAGCACCUCAGGAGGAGGCUUCUCCCAGCAAUAGGUUCAAGACGUAUGCCAACUUUCCAGAAGCACCUCAGGAGGAGGCUUCUUUCAGCAAUAGGUUCAAGACGUAUGCCAACUUUCCAGAAGCACCUCAGGAGGAGGCUUCUUUCAGCAAUAGGCUCAAGACGUAUGCCAACUUUCCAGAAGCACCUCAGGAGGAGGCUUCUUUCAGCAAUAGGCUCAAGACGUAUGCCAACUUUCCAGAAGCACCUCAGGAGGAGGCUUCUCCCAGCAAUAGGCUCAAGACGUAUGCCAACUUUCCAGAAGCACCUCAGGAGGAGGCUUCUUUCAGCAAUAGGCUCAAGACGUAUGCCAACUUUCCAGAAGCACCUCAGCAGGAGGCUUCUCUCAGCAAUAGGCUCAAGACUUAUGCCAACUUUCCAGAAGCACCUCAGGAGGAGGCUUCUCUCAGCAAUAGGCUCAAGACGUAUGCCAACUUUCCAGAAGCACCUCAGGAGGAGGCUUCUCCCAGCAAUAGGCUCAAGACUUAUGCCAACUUUCCAGAAGCACCUCAGGAGGAGGAUUCUCUCAGCAAUAGGCUCAAGACGUAUGCCAUCUUUCCAGAAGCACCUCAGGAGGAGGCUUCUCCCAGCAAUAGGCUCAAGACGUAUGCCAACUUUCCAGAAGCACCUCAGGAGGAGGCUUCUCUCAGCAAUAGGCUCAAGACGUAUGCCAACUUUCCAGAAGCACCUCAGGAGGAGGCUUCUCCCAGCAAUAGGCUCAAGACGUAUGCCAACUUUCCAGAAGCACCUCAGGAGGAGGCUUCUCUCAGCAAUAGGCUCAAGACGUAUGCCAACUUUCCAGAAGCACCUCAGGAGGAGGCUUCUCUCAGCAAUAGGAUCAAGACGUAUGCCAACUUUCCAGAAGCACCUCAGGAGGAGGCUUCUCCCAGCAAUAGGCUCAAGACGUAUGCCAACUUUCCAGAAGCACCUCAGGAGGAGGCUUCUCCCAGCAAUAGGCUCAAGACUUAUGCCAACUUUCCAGAAGCACCUCAGGAGGAGGCUUCUCUCAGCAAUAGGCUCAAGACGUAUGCCAACUUUCCAGAAGCACCUCAGGAGGAGGCUUCUCUCAGCAAUAGGCUCAAGACUUAUGCCAACUUUCCAGAAGCACCUCAGGAGGAGGCUUCUCUCAGCCAUAGGCUCAAGACGUAUGCCAACUUUCCAGAAGCACCUCAGGAGGAGGCUUCUCUCAGCAAUAGGCUCAAGACUUAUGCCAACUUUCCAGAAGCACCUCAGGAGGAGGCUUCUCUCAGCAAUAGGCUCAAGACGUAUGCCAACUUUCCAGAAGCACCUCAGGAGGAGGCUUCUCCCAGCAAUAGGCUCAAGACGUAUGCCAACUUUCCAGAAGCACCUCAGGAGGAGGCUUCUCCCAGCAAUAGGCUCAAGACGUAUGCCAACUUUCCAGAAGCACCUCAGGAGGAGGCUUCUCCCAGCAAUAGGCUCAAGACUUAUGCCAACUUUCCAGAAGCACCUCAGGAGGAGGAUUCUCUCAGCAAUAGGCUCAAGACGUAUGCCAACUUUCCAGAAGCACCUCAGGAGGAGGCUUCUCCCAGCAAUAGGCUCAAGACUUAUGCCAACUUUCCAGAAGCACCUCAGGAGGAGGAUUCUCUCAGCAAUAGGUUCAAGACUUAUGCCAACUUUCCAGAAGCACCUCAGGAGGAGGCUUCUCUCAGCAAUAGGCUCAAGACGUAUGCCAUCUUUCCAGAAGCACCUCAGGAGGAGGCUUCUCCCAGCAAUAGGUUCAAGACUUAUGCCAACUUUCCAGAAGCACCUCAGGAGGAGGCUUCUCUCAGCAAUAGGCUCAAGACGUAUGCCAUCUUUCCAGAAGCACCUCAGGAGGAGGCUUCUCCCAGCAAUAGGUUCAAGACUUAUGCCAACUUUCCAGAAGCACCUCAGGAGGAGGCUUCUCUCAGCAAUAGGCUCAAGACUUAUGCCAACUUUCCAGAAGCACCUCAGGAGGAGGCUUCUCUCAGCAAUAGGUUCAAGACGUAUGCCAACUUUCCAGAAGCACCUCAGGAGGAGGCUUCUCUCAGCAAUAGGCUCAAGACGUAUGCCAACUUUCCAGAAGCACCUCAGGAGGAGGCUUCUCCCAGCAAUAGGCUCAAGACGUAUGCCAUCUUUCCAGAAGCACCUCAGGAGGAGGCUUCUCCCAGCAAUAGGUUCAAGACUUAUGCCAACUUUCCAGAAGCACCUCAGGAGGAGGCUUCUCUCAGCAAUAGGCUCAAGACUUAUGCCAACUUUCCAGAAGCACCUCAGGAGGAGGCUUCUCUCAGCAAUAGGUUCAAGACGUAUGCCAACUUUCCAGAAGCACCUCAGGAGGAGGCUUCUCUCAGCAAUAGGCUCAAGACGUAUGCCAACUUUCCAGAAGCACCUCAGGAGGAGGCUUCUCCCAGCAAUAGGCUCAAGACGUAUGCCAUCUUUCCAGAAGCACCUCAGGAGGAGGCUUCUCCCAGCAAUAGGUUCAAGACUUAUGCCAACUUUCCAGAAGCACCUCAGGAGGAGGCUUCUCUCAGCAAUAGGCUCAAGACGUAUGCCAUCUUUCCAGAAGCACCUCAGGAGGAGGCUUCUCCCAGCAAUAGGUUCAAGACUUAUGCCAACUUUCCAGAAGCACCUCAGGAGGAGGCUUCUCUCAGCAAUAGGCUCAAGACUUAUGCCAACUUUCCAGAAGCACCUCAGGAGGAGGCUUCUCUCAGCAAUAGGUUCAAGACGUAUGCCAACUUUCCAGAAGCACCUCAGGAGGAGGCUUCUCUCAGCAAUAGGCUCAAGACGUAUGCCAACUUUCCAGAAGCACCUCAGGAGGAGGCUUCUCCCAGCAAUAGGCUCAAGACUUAUGCCAACUUUCCAGAAGCACCUCAGGAGGAGGCUUCUCUCAGCAAUAGGCUCAAGACGUAUGCCAACUUUCCAGAAGCACCUCAGGAGGAGGCUUCUCCCAGCAAUAGGCUCAAGACGUAUGCCAACUUUCCAGAAGCACCUCAGGAGGAGGCUUCUCCCAGCAAUAGGCUCAAGACGUAUGCCAACUUUCCAGAAGCACCUCAGGAGGAGGCUUCUCUCAGCAAUAGGCUGAAGACGUAUGCCAACUUUCCAGAAGCACCUCAGGAGGAGGCUUCUCUCAGCAAUAGGCUCAAGACUUAUGCCAACUUUCCAGAAGCACCUCAGGAGGAGGCUUCUCUCAGCAAUAGGUUCAAGACGUAUGCCAACUUUCCUGAAGCACCUCAGGAGGAGGCUUCUCUCAGCAAUAGGCUCAAGACGUAUGCCAACUUUCCAGAAGCACCUCAGGAGGAGGCUUCUCCCAGCAAUAGGCUCAAGACUUAUGCCAACUUUCCAGAAGCACCUCAGGAGGAGGCUUCUCUCAGCAAUAGGCUCAAGACGUAUGCCCACUUUCCAGAAGCACCUCAGGAGGAGGCUUCUCUCAGCAAUAGGCUCAAGACUUAUGCCAACUUUCCAGAAGCACCUCAGGAGGAGGCUUCUCUCAGCAAUAGGCUCAAGACGUAUGCCAACUUUCCAGAAGCACCUCAGGAGGAGGCUUCUCUCAGCAAUAGGCUCAAGACUUAUGCCAACUUUCCAGAAGCACCUCAGGAGGAGGCUUCUCUCAGCAAUAGGCUCAAGACUUAUGCCAACUUUCCAGAAGCACCUCAGGAGGAGGCUUCUCUCAGCAAUAGGCUCAAGACGUAUGCCAACUUUCCAGAAGCACCUCAGGAGGAGGCUUCUCUCAGCAAUAGGCUCAAGACUUAUGCCAACUUUCCAGAAGCACCUCAGGAGGAGGCUUCUCUCAGCAAUAGGCUCAAGACGUAUGCCAACUUUCCAGAAGCACCUCAGGAGGAGGCUUCUCUCAGCAAUAGGCUCAAGACGUAUGCCAACUUUCCAGAAGCACCUCAGGAGGAGGCUUCUCUCAGCAAUAGGCUCAAGACUUAUGCCAACUUUCCAGAAGCACCUCAGGAGGAGGCUUCUCUCAGCAAUAGGCUCAAGACGUAUGCCAACUUUCCAGAAGCACCUCAGGAGGAGGCUUCUCUCAGCAUUAGGCUCAAGACGUAUGCCAACUUUCCAGAAGCACCUCAGGAGGAGGCUUCUCUCAGCAAAAGGCUCAAGACGUAUGCCAACUUUCCAGAAGCACCUCAGGAGGAGGCUUCUCUCAGCAAUAGGCUCAAGACGUAUGCCAACUUUCCAGAAGCACCUCAGGAGGAGGCUUCUCUCAUCAAUAGGCUCAAGACGUAUGCCAACUUUCCAGAAGCACCUCAGGAGGAGGCUUCUCCCAGCAAUAGGCUCAAGACUUAUGCCAACUUUCCAGAAGCACCUCAGGAGGAGGCUUCUCUCAGCAAUAGGCUCAAGACGUAUGCCAACUUUCCAGAAGCACCUCAGGAGGAGGCUUCUCUCAGCAAUAGGCUCAAGACUUAUGCCAACUUUCCAGAAGCACCUCAGGAGGAGGCUUCUCUCAGCAAUAGGCUCAAGACGUAUGCCAACUUUCCAGAAGCACCUCAGGAGGAGGCUUCUCUCAGCAAUAGGCUCAAGACGUAUGCCAACUUUCCAGAAGCACCUCAGGAGGAGGCUUCUCUCAGCAAUAGGCUCAAGACGUAUGCCAACUUUCCAGAAGCACCUCAGGAGGAGGCUUCUCUCAGCAAUAGGCUCAAGACGUAUGCCAACUUUCCAGAAGCACCUCAGGAGGAGGCUUCUCUCAGCAAUAGGCUCAAGACGUAUGCCAACUUUCCAGAAGCACCUCAGGAGGAGGCUUCUCUCAGCAUUAGGCUCAAGACGUAUGCCAACUUUCCAGAAGCACCUCAGGAGGAGGCUUCUCUCAGCAAUAGGUUCAAGACGUAUGCCAACUUUCCAGAAGCACCUCAGGAGGAGGCUUCUCUCAGCAAUAGGCUCAAGACGUAUGCCAACUUUCCAGAAGCACCUCAGGAGGAGGCUUCUCCCAGCAAUAGGCUCAAGACUUAUGCCAACUUUCCAGAAGCACCUCAGGAGGAGGCUUCUCUCAGCAAUAGGCUCAAGACGUAUGCCAACUUUCCAGAAGCACCUCAGGAGGAGGCUUCUCCCAGCAAUAGGCUCAAGACGUAUGCCAACUUUCCAGAAGCACCUCAGGAGGAGGCUUCUCCCAGCAAUAGGCUCAAGACGUAUGCCAACUUUCCAGAAGCACCUCAGGAGGAGGCUUCUCUCAGCAAUAGGCUGAAGACGUAUGCCAACUUUCCAGAAGCACCUCAGGAGGAGGCUUCUCUCAGCAAUAGGCUCAAGACUUAUGCCAACUUUCCAGAAGCACCUCAGGAGGAGGCUUCUCUCAGCAAUAGGUUCAAGACGUAUGCCAACUUUCCUGAAGCACCUCAGGAGGAGGCUUCUCUCAGCAAUAGGCUCAAGACGUAUGCCAACUUUCCAGAAGCACCUCAGGAGGAGGCUUCUCCCAGCAAUAGGCUCAAGACUUAUGCCAACUUUCCAGAAGCACCUCAGGAGGAGGCUUCUCUCAGCAAUAGGCUCAAGACGUAUGCCCACUUUCCAGAAGCACCUCAGGAGGAGGCUUCUCUCAGCAAUAGGCUCAAGACUUAUGCCAACUUUCCAGAAGCACCUCAGGAGGAGGCUUCUCUCAGCAAUAGGCUCAAGACGUAUGCCAACUUUCCAGAAGCACCUCAGGAGGAGGCUUCUCUCAGCAAUAGGCUCAAGACUUAUGCCAACUUUCCAGAAGCACCUCAGGAGGAGGCUUCUCUCAGCAAUAGGCUCAAGACUUAUGCCAACUUUCCAGAAGCACCUCAGGAGGAGGCUUCUCUCAGCAAUAGGCUCAAGACGUAUGCCAACUUUCCAGAAGCACCUCAGGAGGAGGCUUCUCUCAGCAAUAGGCUCAAGACUUAUGCCAACUUUCCAGAAGCACCUCAGGAGGAGGCUUCUCUCAGCAAUAGGCUCAAGACGUAUGCCAACUUUCCAGAAGCACCUCAGGAGGAGGCUUCUCUCAGCAAUAGGCUCAAGACGUAUGCCAACUUUCCAGAAGCACCUCAGGAGGAGGCUUCUCUCAGCAAUAGGCUCAAGACUUAUGCCAACUUUCCAGAAGCACCUCAGGAGGAGGCUUCUCUCAGCAAUAGGCUCAAGACGUAUGCCAACUUUCCAGAAGCACCUCAGGAGGAGGCUUCUCUCAGCAUUAGGCUCAAGACGUAUGCCAACUUUCCAGAAGCACCUCAGGAGGAGGCUUCUCUCAGCAAAAGGCUCAAGACGUAUGCCAACUUUCCAGAAGCACCUCAGGAGGAGGCUUCUCUCAGCAAUAGGCUCAAGACGUAUGCCAACUUUCCAGAAGCACCUCAGGAGGAGGCUUCUCUCAUCAAUAGGUAUGUGGGUGGGACCCGAGAUUGCUGCCUCAAGGGGAAUAUACAGCGAAAAGCCCUAACUUGA